GUUUGUGGCUUUAAGUGCAGGGCAGUAAGUAACCUCUACUGCUGCUCUGCUCACUCCAGAAGAAGCAGGAAGAUACAGUCACGGAUGUGGGUUAGGCAACGUUGCAUGCAAGAUCUGCAAAGCUGAAGACACUAAAUCUUCAACCAUGAAUCCAGAAGAGCAAAUCAUAACGUGGCUGAUUUCUCUGGGGGCUUUAAAUUCUCCCAAAAUGAUUAUUGGCGACCCUGUGCAGUUCCUGAAAACAUCUCUGAAAGAUGGGGUCGUUCUGUGCAAACUGCUUCUCCGCCUUCUUCCAGGAUCUGUAGGAAAGUUUUGCCGGGAGCCCAGGACAGAAGCCGACUGCAUUGGCAACAUCGAGGAGUUCCUAAACGGGUGUGCUGCACUUAAAGUCGAGUUGUUUGAUGCACACGAUCUAUACACAGGAGACAAUUUCCCCCAGGUACUGAAUACCCUUGCAGCUAUAAACAAGGCUACAGAAGAUCGGAGCUCCACCCGGCCAUGCUUGCAUCUGUUGCCUCCUAGUUCCGCUGCGGGUGACGGCCAUCCCUCGACGCAAACAACGUCUCCUAAGUCGCCGAAAGCAUUUCACGGCAGUCCAAAGUAGUGGAGAUGACUGAAAAUGGCAAUCACCAGCUGUUGGUCAAGGCCCGAUUCCAGUUUAAGCAGACCAAUGAAGACGAGCUGUCAAUCAUAAGGCGACAUCAUUUACGUCACCCGGGUCGAGGAAGGAGGAUGG
This is a messenger RNA of Lacerta agilis (Sand lizard), 736 nucleotides long. Its product is annotated as rho guanine nucleotide exchange factor 6-like. The transcript is spliced from 5 exons. NCBI's taxonomy places the organism in Eukaryota, Metazoa, Chordata, Lepidosauria, Squamata, Lacertidae. The coding region runs from base 146 to 604 and encodes 152 amino acids. The record is from RefSeq and is a predicted model, not a curated record. Gene Ontology annotation, molecular function: protein binding.